Coffea arabica (coffee) is the source of this 1135-nucleotide messenger RNA. The record is from RefSeq and is a predicted model, not a curated record. Lineage: Eukaryota; Viridiplantae; Streptophyta; Magnoliopsida; Gentianales; Rubiaceae.
UCUAAGCGGGUAGUAAUAAAAUCGAAUAAAUUUUCCUGUUUAGGACUUAUAUCGUGUCAGGAGUUAGGACUCGAUUAAAUUUUCGACUACUUAUUAGUGCAGAGGGUCAAAGUGAGGCUAGCCUUCCAGCCUGACACCAACACUGGAUAGCCGGCUGAGUUCUUUCUCAAUCACUAGUUACAAGAAAAUCUUUGAUUUAGAAAGAAACAAAGUUGUAAAUAGUCAAUUUGUUGUUUUCCUCCAAGAACCACGAAAUUUCAGGAACAUUACACAGUAAAACUCGAGAGAUUGUUGGGCAUCAGGAUGCGUAUUUUAGCAGCGAGGCUCAGCACUUACCUAUGUAGAAGAAACCCGUUAAGUGCUCAAUCUCGCAAUUUGUCUUCAUUUCACGGAAGAGAUGAAAGAUCAAUUGAAGAGGAAGCAGAACGGAAAAUAGGAUGGUUUUUGAAACUUAUCUUUGCUGGCACUGCAACCGUUGUGGCUUAUCAGUUCCUCCCAUACAUGGGUGAUAAUCUGAUGCUGCAGUCUGUGUCACUUUUACAAGUCAAGGAUCCCCUAUUUAAGAGAAUGGGAGCUUCCAGAUUAGCUCAUUUUGCAAUAGAUGAUGAAAGAAGGAUGAAGAUAGUUGAGAUUGGUGGGGCUCAAGAGCUUCUGAACAUGUUGGGAACUGCUAAAGAUGACCGUACACGAAAGGAAGCAUUGAGGGCACUUGAUGCCAUAUCAAAAUCAGAUGAAGCUCGUGGCUCUUUACGAAAAGCUGGAGCCAUCUCUGUCAUCAGGUCCAUCCCUGAUUCUGCUGAAGAUGCAGAGGUCAAGAAAUUCAAGCUGAGCCUGUUGGAUAGAUUCAAAGAUCUGAGUUAUGAGGAUUGAUUUCAAGAUUUGAAACAGGACUUCGAAUCUCUCUCUCUCUUUUUUUUUUUCAUCAGCCCCAAGUUUUCAUCAGCUUACUUGUCGGAUAUCAUAUUUAAUAUAGCGGAGGGAAGUGGACUGGAUGUUUCUUGUUUAGCUGAUGAUAGAGUUGCACACUCUCAGCUUCUUAUCAAAAAUUAAUUGUAGAACUGUUCUAAUGUCAGAGGAUGUGCUGGAUUAAUACGUCUCAAUCUGAAAUCAAGAUUUUCAAGGUGAAAUUUCCUCU